Messenger RNA from Mauremys reevesii (Reeves's turtle), 2045 nucleotides. Its product is annotated as antigen-presenting glycoprotein CD1d-like. Gene Ontology annotation, biological process: positive regulation of T cell mediated cytotoxicity; immune response; antigen processing and presentation, exogenous lipid antigen via MHC class Ib. The transcript is spliced from 6 exons. Lineage: Eukaryota; Metazoa; Chordata; Testudines; Geoemydidae. The record is from RefSeq and is a predicted model, not a curated record. Gene Ontology annotation, molecular function: lipopeptide binding; endogenous lipid antigen binding; exogenous lipid antigen binding. Gene Ontology annotation, cellular component: external side of plasma membrane. The coding region runs from base 561 to 1610 and encodes 349 amino acids.
CGUCUGCCCUGGUUUCGCCGUGACCGUACGUCCCUUUUUAAGGCCCUGUCCCGGGCGUCCAGAGGAGCCUUUGUCCCGUGUGGGGUGCGGGGGCGAGCGGAGAGCGCAGGUGCCAGCCCCCCGCAGGGGGAGCCAGGGCUCAGGCUGGAGGCUCAGUGUAGCCGCUGUUUGUCGACAAAAAACCUCCACCCCCCACAAGCGGCAGCAGCUUGGCCGGCAGGAGCGCUGGUCACACGGCACUUUUCCUCGGUGACACUCAUGGCCUUUGGGGGGUGGUUUGGUGCCAGUGUGGACACACCCUGAGCCUGCUGGGGACAGGGCCUAGUUCUGAUCCUGCUGCCGGGGCUCCCCCUCCCGCGCUGCCCCCGCAGCCUGACUCACUCUGCCCGGAUUGGCUCAGGCUGGCAGCUGCGGGCGCAGAGUUGAGGAAACACAGACAAAGGGAGAAGUUGGCAGGGGGGUGUGGGCUGCGGAGGGACUGAAAGCACCUGGGGAUCCUGGGCCCCUCGGCCCGCUGCCCUGACGCCCACCAGAGCCUGGAUCCCCCUUCCCCUGCCAGGAUGCUGCUCCCUCUGCUCCUCCUCCCCUGGGCAUGGGGGGCCCUUGCUGCCUCCCCUCCUGUCCCCACAGUGUCUGUCACCCUCCGGGUGCUCCACAUCGAAGUCUUCCACAACGCCAGCUCCAUGGACGUGUGGGGGAUGGCCCUGCUGGGCGACCUGGAGACCCACUCCCUGGCCUGCAGCACCUGCGAGAUCCGCUUCCUGCAGCCCUGGGCCCGGCAGACCCUGACCCCGAAGGAGUGGCAGGACCUGGAGCUGGUGAUCCAUCGCUCCCUGUCUUACUUCAGCAGGAUUGUGAACAGAAUAGUUCAGCACCUGGGAAAGGGCUACCCCUUUGUUACCCAGGGCUCCCUCGGCUGCGAGCUGCACCCCAACGGCACCUCGAGGCGAUUCUAUGAUGGCGGAGUGAACGGCGAGGACUUCAUCAGCUUAGACGUGGACGCAGGCAAAUGGGUCGCUCGGCAGGGGGAUAAUGUGGUUGCGCGCUACACCCGGGACCUUCUCAACCAGGAUAAAGGCACAGUGAGCCAGCUUCAGCUUCUCCUCAGCAUGACGUGCAUCAAGCUAAACAAGAGCUUUGUCCAGCAUGGGAAUGAGUCUCUGGCGAGGCAAGAGCGGCCGGUCGCCGUGGUGUUUGCCCGAGCGCCUCCCGCAGCUGGGACCCCCGCGCCGGUACUGCUGGUUUGCCGGGUCACCGGUUUCUACCCCCGGCCCGUCCGCGUGGCCUGGCUGCAGGACGGGGAGGAGGUGGUGCCGGGCGGGCGGCUGAACUCCAGCGGGAUCCUGCCCAACGCGGACCUGACCUACCAGCUGCGCAGCUCCCUGGGCGUGGAGCCGGGCGCCGGGCACAGCUACGCCUGCCGGGUGCAGCACAGCAGCCUGGGGGGCCAGAGCCUGCUGAUCCCCUGGGUCCGGCCCCCCCUGUUUUACAGAGCAGAGCAGGCCCUGGGGCCCCGGCCUGGCCGUGUGCAUCACCCUGGGGGUUGUGGCCAUAGCCGCUGUGGCCGUGGUGCUGUGGCGGAGCAGACGCAGGGGCUACCAGGACGUUAGACCAGGGGAGUCCAGGCCCUGAGGGAGCGGCACCGGCCCAGGCAUGGUGAUCGGCCCCUCCCUGGGGACAUGGACCUUGGGGCUGGAUCCCUGCCCGGCUCCAGAGCUGAGGGUCCCCCGAGGGCCGGUCUGGAUCGAAGCACUGUGGGAUCGGGGCCUAGGACGCUCAGGGGGGGCUGGACACUUGGGGGCGCUGUGGGAUCGCUGGGAUCCUGGUUACAAAGCUUCUGAUCUGCUGUGCGGGGGCAUCGCAUUGGGUUCCCGCCUUGGGCCGACGCUAUAAGGGGGGCGCAGGGAGGGGCGCAGGACAAGGGGGCCAGGCCUGAGACCGCCCCUGCUUUCCCCUGGGAUCCCGGCUGGAGCCAGCCAGGGCUGCCCCGGGGCAGGGAUGGGCCCAGGCUACGGAGGAGUCUGGCCUGUGAAAGAAGCUUCUUC